AGCGAGCUUACCAAUUGUGCACGAUGAUCAGUUUCCCUCUCGUUCAUAUUUCUCAAUAUUCCUUGAAAACUUCUACGCAGUGCCAAGAAGGCGUAUACAAACCUAUCACAUAGCAUUGAUAGAGCAAACAUCGCUACAUUACCCUUCAAAGAGCGAAGUUUGCGUCGCAUGUGAGUACUAGACCGAGAACAACAAACACAAGGGCGACAUAGCAAACAAGUUUGCAAAUCUUAAUGUUCCCAUUGAUUAGGGCCCAUGUCUUUCAUCGUGCAUCGUCCUCGCGCAUAUAUUUUGUAAAUCUGAUUCCUACCUUUUUUUAGCUUCAUCAAUCAUGAGCGACGGCGGCGCGACUGUCGCGAUCAUCAUCGCAGGCGUUCUAGGAGCCAUCUUGGCGUGGAUCAGUGUGCAUUUCUGCCGGAAAUGGAUCAAGAAACGGCAUGCCAACAUGGAGCGAGAAGAUCACCUGAAGGAAAUGCAGGCGGCGCAGGACGCAGAACGCGGGCGGGAUCGAAAGCGGAAACGGAGACCAAGAGAAAAACGUGAUGAUCGCGAGGCUCCAGAUUGGCAAGUGCCUGCUCCAGAGGUACGGAUGCCGGAGGAAUACAUACCUCAACCUCCUGUGGAAGAAUUACCACCGCAGCCACAGCAGCCACCACAGCCGCCGCAGCCGACGAUGCCGGAGCCGGUUCAUGUGGACUAUAUUGCGGAGGUUGAUGAACUGCCUGAGGUUAUAGCCGGUCUCCAGGGUAGAAGGGUGCACGAACGAGAUUGUCGAUCUUGUUCGACGGAUUCGUCAUCAUCAUCUUCGUCCUCUUCGGCUGCUCGACGCAGUCGAACGUCUGAUACGACAAGAGAGAGCCGAGAGAGACCACUUGAAGACAAUGAACCAAGACCAUACGUGCGCAAUCAUCAACCGAAUCCUCGACCGCCUCCAAGGAUGCCACCCCGAGUCUCCCAGGGCUUCAAUUUCAAUGGCAUGCCACCUAUGGCGCAGGAUACGGGGAGAGGCGGCCGGAGAGGCCAGAGAUGGAGGUAUGGAACUACCAGCCCGAGAGGGACGAGACAAGUAUUGAACCAACCAGAUAGGACGAAAAGGCGAAACGCACCGAGUAAUACUCCUCCGUGAACCAUAGACCUCUCGUGGGGCCAAACCUUAGAUCGUUAGUCUCACGGUUUGAACACUCACUGACCCACAUGUUUGCUUGUAGUGACGGCAGUCCCUGAAGAAACACCGACACAAACGAGGCAAUUCGAUGUUCGACGGCCUCCAAGCAAUGCAACCUCUGAACUAGUCGAAGAGCGCCCUGAGCCUCCGCAAACGGUUAUUCCAGAAUUUGGACGUUCGGCCCAACCCCCUCCAGAAGCAUCAGAGGUCGUAGACGAUAUCCCAAAGGCAGAAUC
Messenger RNA from Mytilinidion resinicola, 1401 nucleotides. RefSeq lists its product as uncharacterized. The record is from RefSeq and is a predicted model, not a curated record. The transcript has a single exon. Bases 332 to 1126 code for a protein of 264 amino acids. Lineage: Eukaryota; Fungi; Ascomycota; Dothideomycetes; Mytilinidiales; Mytilinidiaceae.